AUGUUAAAAGGUUUAACGUGGCAAACGCUGAGAGCGAAUUAUUCAUUAAUACCACUUUUUUCCGUCGUUACACUUGGUGUGGUAAUGGCAGCUGGACAUGCAUUUCGUAGUCUAGCUUUUUCACCUGAUGUUAAAGUGAAUCGAGGUAAUCCUGAACGACCAUGGGAAGCACAUGUCAAUAAUGAUGGUUCAUUUAAACAUGCAAAAUAUGUUAAAUUACAUGAUUAUCGUAAAUUAAAAAAGAGUGAAUAUGAACCAGAACUCGACGAGUAA
Messenger RNA from Rotaria sordida, 273 nucleotides. The record is from the annotation of a GenBank genome assembly. Lineage: Eukaryota; Metazoa; Rotifera; Eurotatoria; Philodinida; Philodinidae.